This is a messenger RNA of Numida meleagris (helmeted guineafowl), 4933 nucleotides long. It is a transcript of the gene SLC16A2, whose product is annotated as solute carrier family 16 member 2. NCBI's taxonomy places the organism in Eukaryota, Metazoa, Chordata, Aves, Galliformes, Numididae. The record is from RefSeq and is a predicted model, not a curated record. The annotation marks the transcript as partial. Gene Ontology annotation, biological process: transmembrane transport. Gene Ontology annotation, molecular function: thyroid hormone transmembrane transporter activity; monocarboxylic acid transmembrane transporter activity. The transcript has 6 exons.
GGGCCGAGCGGGGCCGCCGCGCCCUUCCAGCCUCCCGAGGGCGGCUUCGGCUGGGUCGUGGUCUUCGCCGCCGCCUGGUGCAAUGGCUCCAUCUUCGGCAUCCACAACUCCUUCGGGAUCAUCUACACCAUGCUGCAGAGCGACCUGGGCGAGGGCGAGAAGGACCCCACGCUGGAGUUUAAAACAGCAUGGGUCGGCUCCUUGGCCAUGGGCAUGAUUUUCUUCUGCUCGCCCAUCGUGAGCAUCUUCACUGACCGCAUUGGCUGCAGGACCACGGCAGCCUUGGGAGCUGCCAUCGCCUUCAUCGGGCUCCUCUCCAGCUCCUUCACCAAGUCUCUGGAAGUUCGCUAUUUCACGUAUGGCAUCCUCUUUGGCUGUGGCAGCUCCUUCGCCUUUCAGCCCUCGCUGGUCAUCCUUGGUCACUACUUCAAGCGUCGCCUUGGCCUGGCCAAUGGCAUUGUGGCUGGCAGCAGCUGCCUCAUCUCUGUUCCGCUGCCCUUCUUCCUGAAGAUGGUGGGAAAGGCCAUCGGGCUGGCACACACAUUCCAAGUGCUCAGUGCCUUAAUGCUCAUCCAGAUCUUCUUGUCGCUGACGUAUCGGCCCCUCCUGCCACCCUCCUGUGACUCUCAGCAUGAUGGGCAGGACAAGCUGGGCAGCCGGAGCGUGCGGCAGCAGUGCUGGGCCCAGAUGCGCAAGUAUUUCAACUUGAGGGUUUUCCAGAGAAAGACCUAUCGGAUCUGGGCCUUUGGGAUUGCUACAGCUGUCCUGGGGUAUUUUGUACCAUACAUGCACCUGGUGAAAUACGUGGAGAAGGAAUUUAAGGAAACCAAGAAGGACUGGAUUCUCCCAGUCUGUCUCGGAGGCAUGUCUGGGCUGGGGCGCUUGAUUUCAGGCCGCAUUGGGGACUGCAUUCCUGGGCUGAAGAAGAUUUACCUGCAGGUUGCAUCCUUUGUGCUGUUCGGCAUCAUGUGCAUGAUGAUCCCGCAGUGCCGAGGGUUUGAGGCCGUCAUCGUCAUCUGCCUCUUCCUCGGCCUUUGUGAUGGCUGCUUCACCACCAUCAUGGCCCCCAUUGCCUUUGAGUUGGUGGGGCCCAUGCAGGCAUCCCAGGCCAUAGGGUACCUGAUGGGGCUGAUGGCUGUGCCCAUGACUGCGGGCACGCCGAUUGCAGGAUACUUCAAUGAUUAUUUUGAGAACUACCAUGCGGGCUUUUACUUUGCUGGAGUGCCCCCCAUCGUCGGUGGCUUGGUGCUCUCCGUCGUCCCGCUGGUGCACCAGAGGAUGCUGAAGAAGCAGCGCCUGGAUUCUGGCAAGGACAAGAUGCUGACACCUGAGGCAGCGGUGAAUGGCGAGCUGCUGCCAGGCUGCCCUGCCUCUGAAGCACACAUGUGAUGUGCCAAGUGCACAAUCACCACCAGCAUCCUCCACAGCUCAAGCACAGGCCCUUUUCUAGCCGGACUGUAAUUCUCAGUGAUUUCAGGUGCACUACAUUUGUAAAGGACAAGAACUAGUUCUUCUAGUUGAAGGCUUUUAACUAGCAGAAAUGCUUUAUCUUGGGACAGUUUUGAUUUCCAAGCCACCUUUUUGUUUUCUUUUUCUCUAACCAUUUUUCUAAGGAUUCAAACUUGAUUAUCUCCCCAGUUUUCUAUAUGUCACAACAGAAGUUUACAGACAAUAAAUGUAUUUUUAAAGUAGGUCACAGAUGGAGCUUGUUGCCCCUGUCAAGAUGCCCUGUCCCUUCUUGUGUGCUAUGUCAGGGCAGUGCAGUUCCUUCUGCAGGAGGAGCAGCUUCGGAGGAGGAAUGCAAACAUAAACCAAUGGUCGGAAGGCCUGCUUUGAGCUGUUUUUCUCCUUUUCUGCUGUGUGCACUGAGGGGGUUGAUGGAAGUAUCCUGCGAAAUCCCCCUUAAAAACAGGGGCUGAGACUUGUGGGUCUCUGAGCACCUCUCACCUCCACAGUGGCUGCUUGAGGACUGUGCAGUCUUGUGAAGUGAAACCAGAAGACAGGAUGGAGGCAUGGAAGUUGGGAAUAGCUCCAGAGAGGGCUAGGACCAAAGGUAGUGUCCAUCUAGCCUGCAGAACUGUCAUCCAUUGGAUUUUCCUUCCCAUCACCUGCUGUUAGAAACAGGAGCCUUGUACAUAGCUCCACAUCCUGCAUGCCCCUCUGGCCCUUUUGUUGUUUGUUUUUUUUUUUAACCUGCAUUGGCUAGUGCAUUGUAAGGUCCUGUGGUCUGUGCUUCUGUUCCUUCUGUCCCUGUACAAGCUGGAGAAUAUACUGGUGUGUUGUAAUGUGUCUAUUCCUGUAAGCGAGGCGUCUGUUCCGCUGGCCCUUCCUUUGGCUUCUCUGAGUCUGCUUCUGCCUUCCCCCAGAGUGUCACCUACCACAAAAUCCUAGUUUGACUGUAAUGCCCCAUAAGGCAAGCUCACGAGGGAUUUAAAUGGAAGAAAUAACUCCUUUUGCCCAGCAAUAGGAGAAGGAGUGCUGUCUCAAACCCUGCUCGUUUAUGUGCUGCAUGGCACAGUCUCCAGCGACUGCACCAUGGGACAGCUGUAAGACUUCUCUCUAGUACAUAAAGCACAUUAUGGCUUAAAGCCCCCAACUUUGUGGAUUUCCAUGUGCCUUAAGUGAUCUGCCUGCUCAUAGAGGCCUUUGCCCCCAGGAAGAGCCCAUGUCAGGGCUAUGGGAGCUCAGUGUGCACUGGUGUGGGAGCAGCACUAGGUCAGCUGGGAGUCCUGCAUGACUCAGCAUCCCUGAAACAUUUGUCUUCUUAUCUGCUUAUUACUGGAGCCUCUUAUUAUUGAAGGCACUGAGAGUGACGAAGUGCUGGGCUGCCCAUCUUCAGUGGAAAAAGUACAUCUCACACCAUCCCAGCCCAAAGCCUGUCAACAGCCUCCCAAACCUGCUGUGAGCAUCUUUGUCCAGUUAAGGUCAUGACUUUGGUCAACAUGAAGUCAAAACAUGCCCUAGGUGAAGGCAGGAAAGGCAAUGAAAGGUACAGUCUGCACGCACAACUGGAAGAGCAAAGUCUGCCAUGAUGGUAGGAAGCUGUGCACAAUGGGGACUGUUUUGGUGUCGGUUGCCAGCUGUUGUGCAUCUAGCUCUUCACUUGAGUGUCCUGGCUCAGUGCAACCUGACUUCCUCUGGGCAGGUGAGGGAGGACUGGGGAGAAAAACCUGCCUUGUGCUCCUCUGUAAUGAAAAAACCUCGGCUUCCCCCAGUGAGGCGCACUCGUCGCUUCAGGCAGCCACAUGGCCUUAUGCAAGCUCGCAUCAAGUGUAGGACGUGCCCCGGCAGCACUGGCUGGGGCUGCCUUCCUAAAUCUUUAGCUUCAGGGUGUUCCAAAGUGAGUUGUCUUUUUUUCCCUCUUAUUUUCAUGGCUGGGUGAGACGCCAGGUUUAACCCUUCUUGCUCUGGCAGGGAAUGAUGCUCCUGUGGCAUCUCAGGAGGCUUCAUAUGGCUCCUGCCAGCCUCUGGUUGGCCACAGAGGAGCAAGGAGCUCUCCAGCCUUUGCUGCUCACUACUUCCAUGGCUUUCCUGUGCAUCUGUACCCAGCAGAGGUUUGUUUGGGGUUACCUUGGAUAUUUCGGCCUCAGCAGUUUUCACACUGGCAUAGUUCACUUCUCCUUGUCCAGCUGGCCGGAGGAAAUAGGGCUGUACUGGAAAGCCCCAGCACACUUGCCAGCUCUUUCGGGUGUUUUCUUCCCAAAGCCAGCUGCCCUUUAGCACCAUGUACUCAGCAAGGGCUGCUAGUGCCUGGCCUGCUCCUUCCUGCAGAGGCAUCUCCUGUGUGUUUGCUGGCUGGGAGCAGGGAUGCACAACGGACUUUGCUCUAGGGUUAUCGCUGUGCCUUUGCUGGCUCCCCUGCACAACUUUUUUUGGUGGUUUAUUUCUGUUUAUUUUUUUGCAAUGCCCUUAGUGCUACAUCAAGGACUUGCCAUGCUCUGGGUGCCCCAAUCCUCACCUGCCCCACGAGAGCAAAGCCUAGCCCCAGUGCUGUGACCGCUUGCCCCCGUGGACAGUUUGGCGACCUGCAGGACGUGGGCUUGAUGGCUGAACUAGCAGCAAUGUGGCUCCUGGCUUUGUUUACAGCACCCAAAUCCAGGCCUGGAAAACAACUCGGCUCUGAGUGCGGCGGCAGGCGGCUCCGAGCAGGCCUCUCCCAGCCCAGGCAGCGGGCCACUCUGUCUCACCUUCAUCACCCCUGCAGGGCAUGGGCCUCCUCAAGAGAGUCAGUGCAACUCCUGAGUGCCUCUUCCAUCCCAAAGUCUCCUUCCGUGACAUCUGUCCUCAAACCUCCUCCUCGCUGACCUUCCAACUCCGGCUGCCAAGAGCAGCGUGGUUGCGAGACACACUGUGAGCAGUUAGUGUUUAGGAAUUAAGCUGUUGUUGUUGUUGUUCUUUGUGUACGUAGUGAGGCAUGGCAUGUAAGAUGAUCUGUUUCCCAGAGCAAGUUUUUGGGUAGCCAAAUAUUUGUGUUCAAAGGGGAGGAUGUCUGAGCUGACACCACAUACCAGCACCCAGGUGGAGACUUGAGUUUUGAGGUAUCUAAUGACAUUAGGGUCUGCGGCUGAAAGCAGGCGCUUAAUUCAGUGCAGAAAUCAGGCCCAGAGCAAUCAGUGAUUAGGGUCACACUUUGGCUUUGAAUGAGUAUUUAAGUCACAGCUGGGAAGAGUGGAAGAGCUGCACCUUGCAGAACCAGCCUCGUAGGAGCUUGUAAGACGUAAGUGAAGAAACUGGUAAAACUGAACUCUUACAUUUUUCCUUUUUAUUUUUUUCUUUUUUGACAUCUGUUCCUUGUAGUGAUUUACAUUCCCUUAAAAUUUUGUAUCUGGAAGUAAAGUAUUUGAAUGUGUGUCUUAAAAGUAUGACCCGUCCUUUCAAAAUGUGAAUCUCUGAUCGCUGGUAUACAAAAAAAAAAGUAAAAAAAAAAAAAAAA